AUGAAUGUGGGCGUUUUGUGCAGCAGCCUAGGGGGUCGCAGAGAAAGAGGGGGGGGGUGCUCUUGCAAGUGUGACCCGCCCUCAGUCAAGGAGUCAAGUCCCUCAGUCAAGGAGGCAAGUCACCCGCCCUCAGUCGAAGAGUGGUCGUUCUCUGAAACCGCCGGAUUUUCCACACCAUCGAGUUUUAUCACACCAGCAGGUCGUUUCAUCACACUAUCUGGUCGUUUCACCACACCAUCAGGUCCUUUCAUCACACCAGUCGCUUUAUCAACACCAGCAGGUCGUUCCAUCACACCACCGUCCUUCCGCCACACCAUCAGGUCAUUCCAUCACACCAGCAGGUCGUCCGCCACACCAGCAGGUCGUUCUAUCACACCACGUCCUUCCGCCACACCAGCAGGUCGUUCCAUCACACCAGCAGCGUUCGUUCCAUCACACCAGCAGUCGUCCGCCCACACCAUUAUCACACCAGCAGGUCGUUCCGCCACACCAGAAGGUCGUUCCAUCACACCAGCAGGGUCGUUCAUCACACCAAGCAGGCGUCGCCAACACCAGCAGGUCGUUCCAUCACACCGCAGGUCGUCCGCCACCACCAGGGUUCGUUCCAUCACACCAGCAGGUCGUUCCAUCACACCAGCAGGUCGUUCCAUCACACCAGCAGGUCGUUCCAUCACACCAGCAGGUCGUUCCAUUCAACACCAGCAGGUCGUUCCAUCACACAACACCAGCAGGUCGGUAUCCACACCAUCAGGGUCGUUUCCAUCACACCAUUCCAGGUCGUUCCAUCACACCAGCAGGGGGUCGUUCCACCACACCAUCAGGUCGUUUCCAUCACACCAUCAGGUUCGUCCAUCACACCAGCAGUUCGUUCCAUCACACCAGCAGCGUCGUUCCAUCACACCAGCAGGUCGUUUCCAUCACACCAGCAGGUCGUUCCAUCACACCAGCAGGUCGUUCCAUCACACAGCAUCAGGUCGUUCCAUCACACCAGCAGGUUCCAUCAGUUCCAUCACACCAGCAGGUCCAUCACACCAGCAGUCGUCCGCCACACCAGCAGGUCGUCAGCUUCCCAUCACACCAGCAGGUCGUCCGCCACACCAGCAGGUCGUUCCAUCACACCAGCAGGUCGUUCCAUCACACCAGCAGGGUCGUCCAUCACACCAGCAGGUUUCGUUCAUCACACCAGCAGGUCGUUCCAUCACACCAGCAGGUCGUUCCAUCAGCACACACCAGCAGGUCGUUCCAUCAACACCAGCAGGUCGUUCCAUCACACCACCAGCAGGUCGUUCCAUCACACCGUCAGGUUCGUUCCAUCACACCAGCAGGUCGUUCCAUCCACACCCAGCAGGUCGUUCAUCACACCAGGCAGGUCGUUCCAUCACACAAGCAGUCGUUCCAUCACACCAGCGUCGCAGUCGCGCCACCAGCAGGUCGUUCCAUCACACCAGCAGGUCGUUCCAUCACACCAGCAGGUCGUCCGUCUCCCGCUCACGUCACACCGUUGAUAAACAUCGCGGAACGCCGAGGCAGAACGGGUGA
Molecule: messenger RNA, 1539 nt
Organism: Penaeus vannamei (Pacific white shrimp)
Lineage: Eukaryota; Metazoa; Arthropoda; Malacostraca; Decapoda; Penaeidae
Source: RefSeq, a predicted model, not a curated record